UGGUUGAGAGCUAGUUAGCUAUGUUCACGAGGAAGCUUAUCGGUUAUCAGGUCAUGAAGUUUCACUCUGUUGGCAAGAUUCUGGAAGUUGAUUUUCAUGCAUUAAUUAUAGUCAAGUUUCUCAGAGAAUAUUAAAUGAGGGAACGGAGAGCAAUAAGUUGUAGUAUGGCUGAGGGCGAGGAGUUUAUUGAGCUUAGAUUCCGCUUGUAUGACGGGAAAGAUAUAGCACACGGUACUUACAAGUCGUCUAUGACUGUUUCAACUCUCAAGCAAAAGAUUGUUGCUGAGUGGCCCCAAGGCAAUACAAUCACACCAAAAUCAAUAAACGAUUUGAAACUCAUACAUGCUGGUAAAGUUCUGGAAAACAACCAAACCCUGGCUGAUUGCACCAUAACAAUCGGUGACCUCCCUGAUGAUGUUAUCACCAUGCACGUGCUACUGCAGCCUUCUAAAUCAAAACGCAGGACAGUAAAGAGCAAAGAGGACAUGCAGAAGCUGAAUCGAUGCGGGUGCAUUAUUCUUUAAUCCACAAACAUGCUCCUUAUAGGAUUCAACUUGUUACUGGAAAAAAGAUAUAGUUUUUCACAACUAUACCUCUAGUUUUUUUAUCUGUCUGAUUUGGCUGCCUUUAACCAUAGGACUACCAGGCACAUU
Molecule: messenger RNA, 653 nt
Organism: Hibiscus syriacus
Lineage: Eukaryota; Viridiplantae; Streptophyta; Magnoliopsida; Malvales; Malvaceae
Product: membrane-anchored ubiquitin-fold protein 3-like
Exons: 5
Coding region: 135-524 (129 amino acids)
Molecular function (GO): protein binding
Source: RefSeq, a predicted model, not a curated record